GUACCCCCUUGACUAAAGCAUGCGAAUGUAAACAAAUUUCUUAAAAUGUUCAAAUUUAAUUUUAAUAACGAAAGUGCUGAAAUCGAUGAAGAAUUUUCAAAACAGUCACAAGAUGUUCCUUUAAAAGAGUCUAAAAAAAUUGAGUGGACACAAGAACAAUACAGAAUAUGUGCUGACAACAUCAGAAAUUCCAAAGUUAAUUGCUUUGUUUCUAAUGAUAUCGAGAUUGGAUAUCUAGAUAGCACUUCAAUGGUUGAAUCUAAUGACACAGACUUGAUCCCUCGAGUUUAUGAAGGUGGCUUUAAAAUAUGGGAGUGUACACAAGAUCUCGCCGAUUUAUUUUCAAACAACGAAGGUGAAGUUGAUUUUCAAGAUAAGAUUGUUUGCGAUUUGGGAUGUUCAGCUGGCGUUUUAGGAAUUCUUUCUCUUGUUAAGAAUGCUGUACAUUUGGAUUUUCAAGACUACAAUGAAGAAGUUCUUGAAAAGUUCACGAUGCCAAAUGUCAUCCUCAAUUGUGAAGAACGAUCCAAACCAGAAGAUUUUCUAAAAUGUACCUUCUAUUGUGGUGAUUGGACAAGUUUUGCUGAUCUUACUUGUGAUGAUAGGAAAUACGACAUAAUAUUAACAUCUGAAACAAUUUAUAAUCCCGAAAGUUACUCAAAACUUAUUGAAUUAUUUAAAGCCAGAUUAGAUAGGAAAGGAAAAAUUUAUUUGAGUGCCAAAUCUUAUUACUUUGGAGUUGCAGGUAAUAUUCUCGAUUUUAUAAAAUAUUUAGAAAAAGAUGGAAGUUUUAAUUUUGAUAUUUUAUGGAAGUCAAUUAAUGGUGUACAAAGAGAAAUUUUAUUAAUAAAAUUUAAAUGCGAAAAAUAACGUCGAAAGGACUUUCCACAUGAACUUCGAAAUUCUUUUACAUUCAAA
Molecule: messenger RNA, 918 nt
Organism: Clunio marinus
Lineage: Eukaryota; Metazoa; Arthropoda; Insecta; Diptera; Chironomidae
Source: the annotation of a GenBank genome assembly